This is a messenger RNA of Pteronotus mesoamericanus, 1068 nucleotides long. RefSeq names its product cellular communication network factor 6 (gene CCN6). Gene Ontology annotation, molecular function: heparin binding; integrin binding. Gene Ontology annotation, cellular component: extracellular region; extracellular matrix. The record is from RefSeq and is a predicted model, not a curated record. The transcript has 5 exons. Lineage: Eukaryota; Metazoa; Chordata; Mammalia; Chiroptera; Mormoopidae. Gene Ontology annotation, biological process: signal transduction; cell adhesion. Bases 7 to 1068 code for a protein of 353 amino acids.
GGGAACAUGCAGGGCCUCCUCCUUGCUACCUUUCUCCUCACUGGUCUGUCGCAGUUCUGUUGCAGAACACAGGGCACUGGGUCAUUAGCCAUGACCUCUGAAGGAAGGCCUGGAGAAGCAUCAGAAGUGCAUCAUCGUAGACAGUUUUGUCACUGGCCCUGUAAAUGCCCUCAGAAGCCCAGUUGUCCACCUGGUGUGAGCUUGGUGAGGGAUGGCUGUGGAUGCUGUAAAAUCUGUGCCAAGCAACCAGGGGACAUCUGCAAUGAAGCUGACCUCUGCGACCCACACAAAGGGCUGUAUUGUGACUACUCAGCAGACAGGCCUAGGUAUGAGACCGGAGUGUGUGCAUACCUCGUGGCUGUGGGCUGUGAGUUCAACAAGAUACGUUAUCAUAAUGGCCAAGUGUUUCAGCCCAAUCCCCUGUUUAGCUGCCUCUGUGUGAGUGGGGCCAUUGGAUGCACACCUUUGUUCACACCAAAGCUGACUGACAGCCACUGCUCUGGGGCUAAAGGUGGAAAGAAGUCUCCUCAAUCAAACUGUGGCCUGGGCCCAUUACAACAGCAGCCCUCAACAACCUACAAAACAAUGCCAGCUUAUAGGAAUCUCCCACUUAUUUGGAAAAGAAAAUGUCUUGUGCAAGCAACAAAGUGGACCCCUUGCUCCAGAACAUGUGGGAUGGGAAUUUCUAAUAGGGUAACCAAUGAAAAUAACAACUGUCAGAUGAGAAAAGAGAGAAGACUGUGUUAUAUUCAGCCUUGUGACAGUAAUAUAUUAAAGACAGUAAAGAUCCCCAAAGGAAAAACGUGCCAACCUACUUUCCAACUCUUCAAAGCAGAAAAAUUAGUCUUUUCUGGAUGUUCAAGCACUCAGAGUUAUAAACCUACUUUUUGUGGAAUAUGUCUGGAUAAGAGAUGCUGUAUUCCCAACAAGUCUAAAAUGAUUACCAUUCAAUUUGAUUGCCCAAAUGAAGGGUCGUUUAAAUGGAAGAUGCUGUGGAUCACAUCUUGUGUAUGUCAAAGAAACUGCAGAGAUCCAGGAGACAUAUUUUCUGAGCUCAAGAUUCUAUAA